CUUUCUUUGUCUUCUUUCAAGUCUCAGUCUGAGCGAGGAGGCGUUCCGACCCCCUUCUGUAUAAAAUGAAGGAGACGUCCGUCGACGCCUCACAGUCCCGGGGCGCCGAUAACGAUGCAGCAUUGAAUUUGCGAGCAUUGUCGUCGUCACUGGCAUCUGCAAGCCCUGCACACGCAAUAGCAGCAGCAGCAGGAGGUGGCCAAACCGGUGACGCGCAAGCUGAGCCAAUGCCAGACGCCGCCGCGACCGCCGCGACCGCCACCAUCGAAGCAGACCCGCUGGCCGCUCUGGUGAGGCACGAAAAGACACCAGCAUUGCCUCCGUCGCUGCGAUUUGUGUACGAGCUGAACGCCAAGCAGACGAGGAGCGUGACGGAGCUGCCGGUGACGUAUCUCGAUCGUCAGCGGCAGUACCGACUCACGCUGCAGGCGCUGGGACACGAUCCACUGCUCGAUUCCGCGAGUGACCAAGCCCAGCAGCAUGCUCAAGAAGACGAGCUUUGGCGCCAGGCACCGUCGUCGUCCGCUUUGCCAACGUCGACCAGUGCACGUCCGUCGUCGUCCUCAUUCGCAUCGAUACCGACUCCGGGUUUGAUCGAUGUCAAGCCGGAAGUCUUCAAUGCAAAGGCAGCAGCGUCGAGUAUGAUCGACCCCGCUGAUUCAACGUCGUCAUCGAGCUCUGCUCUGAGAUCCAUCAUUUAUGUGCACUUUCAUGACCAUAAGGACGAGCUACGAGAAACCGAGCUAUGGAACAACUGGGUUUCCGAAACCAGCCAAACGUCUGCCGUCGAGAUUGCGUCAUCCAUGUCGAACGGAAUUGCCGAGAUCAAACCUGUGGGACCCAAUGCCGUCUCCUUUUCGUGGAGCGCUGCUCGAGGCGCUGCCAUUUAUAUUGUGUUAAAUUGCCUCUCCACCGAAGUGGGUGCGUCGCGUAAUAGCAAGGGAGUUCCGCUUCGAUUGCAUAUUGACACGUACCGAUCUAGCGGCGACGCCCCAGCGGUCAUUGGUCCGAAUGCUGCUCGCGGGCCGACCACCAUCCAAGGAAUGACGUUGAUCUCUUCUGCAUUCACCAUGAUCAAAGUGUACAAGAAGGGUGCCGAAAAGCAAUUUCAAAACGACCUUCGCCGAAACCAAGGUCUCCCACUUUCAGUGACCACCAUUCUGUCUCCAGCCAAAGCCGUGCCAUUGCCUGGCGGUGGCGCGUCGUUUGUCCUGUUGCCCAAAAGCCCGGUGACAUCCGUUGCCACCAAGCCCGACGCUCGAUGGCCAGCAGCUCCCGCUCGGCCCCUCGGGCUGCCCAUGGAUUCGCCAUUUUCAAGCAAGCUUGCCCUCGAGCAACAAUUGCGCGAUUCUGCCGAUCCCGAACGAUUUCUACUGAGUCCUGACAGUCUGAGUGACUUUCUCCCCAACGCAAUGGACGUACUCAGUCCCGGCACCAUUGAUGCUCUCAGCGAUGGUCUGAUUCAGCAUGCAUCACUGAAGGACUAUCUUCUAGACGAUGCGAUCCGAAGUGGCCACGCAGGCAGUCCCCAUCAAGGACUCCUAUCUCGUGAAGCACACGCAGCUCGUCUUCCCAUGAAUGCGUCAUCAGGCUUGGUCGAGGACCGAGCCCUAAGUGCGUUUGAUGUUUCGAGCGUUUCAUCGUCCUUGCCCGGGCCCGAGGGGCAUCGCAAUGGAUCCAGCUCUCGUUCUGCGGUCGAGUCACACAAACAGUUUCUUGCAGCUGAGGAGCUCGGUUUUGAAUCCAUCACUGCAUCUGGCAAUCCGUCGUCUGGCGACUUUCCUGCAACAACUUCCUCUGGCGCUCAGAAGACCCAUGAAGUGACAGCGGCGUGGCCAAGUGUACGAGAAGUCGACAUUACAAAUUCACCGCCGUUCCUGGCUGGAAGGCGCGAUGAUGCGACUUUUGCAAAAAAGAUGGCGGCCAACCCUGCCACGAAUUUUGGUGAGCUGCGAUUUUCGCCGGGUAUCUCGCCACAGUUUGUCUUCCAAACCUUGCCGAACUCAACCACAACCUGGCCCUUGAAUCCGUCCUUUCUUCCGAUGGUGGACACGCCCGGGACGCUGCCGGGCCUGGAUGGUGGCGCCGUAUACAUGAGCGGACUGAGCACCAGCCCCAGUACUCGCCGGACUGCCUCGCGCGUUUCCAUCAAAGCCCCAAACGGAGCAGGAUUUGACAGCGCUUUCUCACCGUCACAGCUGCAGACGUGGCUACUUCGUCAGCGAUUUUCCGCAAGCGUCACGGAUGGUCUGCAAGAUUUCUCCGGCGAAGAAGUGGCCGCCUUAUCGCGAGCGGAUUUGCGAGAAAUUGUGGGCGACAUACCCGCAAUUCGACUUCAAAACUUGAUCAAGGGGUCAGACCAGCGGGCUGUAUCGCAGUCAAUCUUAAAGUGCAUCAUGGUCCAAGCGGAAGGCGAGCAGCUGUACCGUCGAGUCUAUCUGCAGAGCACCAACACACUCGAAAGCCUGUCGCUGGGCAUCGCGACCAAGUUUGCUGUUCGCUUGCCCUUGCGUCGAUUAUGCAUGACCACGCGGCGGUUGGACUUUAAGGUUGCUGGGCUGGCCAAGCGUCUCAAAAUCACCGCGCAAUCACCCGAUGUCACCGAUCUUCCGAGCGGCCAGCCGGUUCGCGCGCUCGCGUCAGCCGAAGUUGAGGCUGCUGCUGCUGGGCUGCAUAUCGGAGCGCCAACACCCGAGACGGAGAGUGAUCGCAGUGCUGUGGCAAUGACGGGCGAUGCGGCCGAAUCGUUGCUCGAAGCACUGUCGCUCACUCCCAUGAUUCCUAGUUCUGAGAGUCACCGACCUGUCCCGUCGGAUGCACGCUCGUCAGCGGCUCCCUCAACUCCAGCCCAAAAACGACGAAACGACACUCCGCCAUCAGCCACCUCUGCGUCAGAAGAUGAUGCGUCGAUGAGGUCGGUUGUGAAGGGUGCGCCACACACCGCCACUGCGUCUCCGCUGCUCGGCGCGAAACACCCUUCAACCAACGACAAGCUUGCGCGUGUGGCUAGUGUCACGGAUACCCUCCAAGACGCCACCACAAUCGGCACAAACACCGUGCAUGAUUCCGAUUCGCGGUACUCGUUCUCGCAAAUGUCGCGCGCCCUGCCAGCCGCCAGCAAUCAGCUCCAGAACUCACCCAAUGGUGCCGCGGGUGGAGUUUCAACUGCUUUUGAAGAAACCGCAGCAUCGGAGCCAGCUGACGCGAUCUUUGAGGACGACGUUUGGGAAAUUGAUGAGGACGUGAUUUUACACGAAAUGGACGACAACAGCCGUUACAUUGUCACCUUCCGGAUCAAUGACAAGGAGCCUGGAUCAAUGGAUGCCAUACUGCGACCCAAAUGAGUUUUCUUGGUUGGUGUGCGAGUUAAUUUUGUUGUAUUUGCUAUUCACAGGACUUGUGUAAAACAAUCAGACACAGACAACGGAAAC
Capsaspora owczarzaki ATCC 30864 is the source of this 3431-nucleotide messenger RNA. RefSeq lists its product as hypothetical. The transcript has 6 exons. The record is from RefSeq and is a predicted model, not a curated record. Gene Ontology annotation, molecular function: DNA-binding transcription activator activity, RNA polymerase II-specific; RNA polymerase II cis-regulatory region sequence-specific DNA binding. The coding region runs from base 66 to 3344 and encodes 1092 amino acids. Lineage: Eukaryota; Filasterea; Ministeriida; Capsasporidae. Gene Ontology annotation, cellular component: nucleus. Gene Ontology annotation, biological process: regulation of transcription by RNA polymerase II.